Amyelois transitella is the source of this 4583-nucleotide messenger RNA. Its product is annotated as BSD domain-containing protein 1. Lineage: Eukaryota; Metazoa; Arthropoda; Insecta; Lepidoptera; Pyralidae. The record is from RefSeq and is a predicted model, not a curated record. Gene Ontology annotation, cellular component: cytoplasm. Bases 159 to 1277 code for a protein of 372 amino acids. The transcript has 9 exons.
CUAUAAACGGAACGUGAAACCUUAUGUCAACGCAAACAAAAACUAUGUCAAAAUUAAUUCUAAAUUCCGUGUAAAAACAAUAACAAUUCACAAUAUUUACUUUUAAAUAGAUGUCAAUGUGCUCUUAUUAUUUCAUCGUGCAGUGAUUUAUAUCCACGAUGGCUGAAAAGUCUGGUGAAGCGAGCCCGAGUGAAGCCAGCACUCCCAAGGAGGAGAGAGAGACGGGAAACUGGUGGGACAGCUGGCUGUCCUCUGCCAAGACUAAGUCGGCUGAAGUGUAUUCAAUGGUGAAGAAGGAUCUGGACGAAAUCGGGAGCGCGGUGAAGAGUGAAGCCACACAUGUCUUCAGCACCACUUCCAGCGUCAUCGGGAAGACUUUGAAGUUGGACGAACCAGAAUCUCCAGCGAAUGUAAUGAAGAAAAGUCUAAGCACUUUCAUUGGUCAAGUGAGCACAGCAUUGAACCCGGAGCCCGACGAUGACGAUGACACAGAGGUCAUCCUCUCUUCAGGAGACACCACCAUGCUCACCACCUAUAAGCAAGAACUAGAAGCUUUGCAACGCGUCGACGCCACUUUCAUAGUGCCGGCGGACAGCCAAGAGUUCCACGCGUGGCGCUCCAGCCUGGAGAGCGCGGACGCGGCGGUGCUGUCGCACGCGGCGGCGCUGCGGCGGCUGGGCGCCAGCCCGCGGCUGCGCGCGCAGUACGACAGGCUGGUGCCCGACGCGGUGGCGCACGCUGACUUCUGGGAGAGGUACUUGUUCCGCGUGGCCCUCCUACAGGAUCGUCUGGCGGCCGCGUCCCGGAAACCGGCCGUUUGUCCCACCACCGAUGAUCCAGUACUCAAACACCUACCACUGCAGCCUAUACAACAAAGUCCGAAAAAAGUCCUCUCAGGGAUAGACAGUGAUCCGCCCUCAACGUAUGAAAGCCCCGAUGUAGAUGACGGCGUCACUUGGGAUAAUGAAGAUUUCGCAAACGAUGUAGAACUAACAGAGGAACAGCAAACGCUCCUUCUAGAGGAGUACGAACGGGAAAUAACAUCGAAGAAACUCAAACCGCCGCGCGACACCAACGACAACGCACAAACCAGAGACAAACUCAACAACAAAGUUAAAGACAAGACGUCAAAAUCUCCCAAAAAGAAGGCAGACGAUUGCGGGAAUAAUAUAGUGGAAGAUCAUUUUGCUGAAAAGGAGAGUGAUGAUGGAAGCGCGAAUUCAGACGAAAGUUGGGAGAAAGAGUUUGAGUUAGACGAUGUGGACGUAAAAGCCUGAAUCCGGCCAUAGACAGCAUAGAACGUGAGUGGCGUCUUUAUGGUUUUUGAUCUGCAGUCAUUUCUUUAUGAAAAAAUUUAUUUGUUGAAAAUAUUUCUUUAUCCAUAUUUUUUAUAUAUUUUAUAGUGAUUUAGAAUUUUUUUAAUUGUUAAAAUUAAGAUGUUUUUAUGUCUAAAAUAAAAGAAAAUUAUAUUCUAAAAAGAGGAAAAUUUACUUGUUAUAAAUUACACUACAACAAAAGUUAUCUAUUGAUUAAAUAAUGACCGAAAUCAGAAAUCCUAAAGCGUCACAGCGUUAGUAGGUUACUGUUAUUAUCGAAUCGUAAGCGAAAAUCAAUCACUCGGCUCAAUCAUGCCUUUUAUAGGAACGGCUAGCCAUUACAAAACACCUGACAGUAUAUACGGCAUUUCAUUGGCGCAUUGUUGCACAGACAAUACAAGCCUCUUCUGAUUGAAUGAAUGAUUAAUUCAUAAAACGUCGUUCAUUAAAAGUGUAACAAUUGUCAAAAGAUAUAUAUUGUUGAGAAAGAUAGUAUUUGACAUAUUUAUGUAUCGUUAGGCUAAGUGCACAUUCAGUUUGUAUUCUUAUACCCCAAUAAGUGCACAUUAAUUGUUUAUCCCUAAAUUAUCCCAAUAUUUUGUUUUUGUAACAAAACAAUCCUUCUCAUAUCCGACUCUCAUACCCAUGAAUGCCAAAAAUGAACCUUUUUUUUGGUAAGGUUAAAUAUGAUGUUUGAAAUCGUAAGGUAUGAACACUUUCUUGAACAAAGAUAUUUUACACUAGUAUAAAAUCUUUGUUACUUCGUACAAGUACUUCAAUAUCCAAACUCUGAGCAGAAAUAUUCACCACUUAUGAUCCGUCUCUUUUCGAAGUUCAGACAAUUGCACAACUAGACAAUGAUAGCAAGAUAUUCUUUUUUUUUUUUGAGUUUGCUUAAUUUACAUAGCGUAAAUAUUAUAAAUUAUGUCAAUUUUUGGCGGCGAUUAAAAUGCGAAUGAUUGGAAUGUACUUAGGAUUUUUCAAUAUUUUAUCCGUCUCAUCGAAGGACCAUGUAAAUGAUGAUGAUACUUAUCAUGUUGUCUUAAAAGGAUAAAAAGAAGUAUAUUUCAUGUGGCAUUCGGGAUUUAAAACGCGUAUAUAUGCCGUGCGUGCGGGUGCCGUGUGGUUCCCGGCACCAAUACAAAAAAGAAUAGGACCACUCCAUCUCUUUCUCAUGGACGUCGUAAAAGGCGACUUAGGGAUAGGCUUACAAACUUGGGAUUCUUUUUUAGGCGAUGGGCUAGCAACCUGUCACUAUUUGAAUCUCAAUUCUAUCAUUAAGCCAAAUAGCUGAAUGUGGCCAUUCAGUCUUUUCAAGAUUGUUGGCUCUGUCUACCCCGCAAGGGAUAUAGACGUGACGAUAUGUAUGUAUGUAUGUAUAUAUGCAAAUUGGUGUUAAAUGUAUAUUUCAUCUUAACAGCCAAGCAUUUAAUCAGCACUUUAAAUGACUUUAUAUUUUAUGCAUAGAUAACCAUUCCAACGUCCCGUUUAUCUCAUAUUGUAAUUAAUAUGCAUCUUGUACCCUCCUAUAAUCAUGUAUGUAGUACUUUUUAUUUUCACUUAUAUGACUAAAUGUAACUGCCUUUUUGCAGUCGAGUGAAAGAAUAUAUUUACAUCAAAAAGCUUUAUUCAUUUUCGGUAUAAAAUAUACACUGGAACCUGGUCUUUAAUGAGUCACUUUGCUAUCUUCUCGCGAUUUCGAGCCCCUUUUUAACCUACUUCUUAAAAGAGGUUGUUAAUGUUACUGUUUCUUGUUUUUCCGUACCCUGCCAGUCGGGCGAAUAAAGGUCAUAACCCACUUAAAAGACUACACUCUACAGUUAUUUCAAAUAUAAGCUUUAAGGGGUCUAUUCACGAAACUUGAUAAGGCAUAUGUUUUAUCAAUUUUCUCUUUUGUUAUCUGAAAUAAUAGAGAGAAAUAAAACAUAUGCCUUGUCAACGUUCGUGAAUAAAGAGGCAAAACAUGUGUCCUAUAAACAUAAUUUACAAUUACAAAUAAACAUAAUUUACAAUUACAAAAAGCUUUGCCCCCUUGAACGCAGUAGGUACCUAUUACGACAAUUUUAUUAAGCAUAGGGAGAUUCAUAUUGAAGUGGCUCAUUAAAGUUGUAUGAUAAAAUUAUUUAACGUACGAAGCGGUACAAUAACGUGUAAAGUGUGAUAUCCCAUAAGAUAGGAUUAUUUUUCGAUAUAGUAUAAGUAGUUAUAGUUAAAUUUUCAAGCUUUUUCAAUGAGAGUAGCGACGUGCGAUCAUUUUUAUUUUCGGCGAGUUUUUUCGUGCAAUAGUGUGUUAAUGUUCUGUGAUUCACGCGAAAAUCAUUUGUUUGGUUAAUAUGUAAGACCGUCAUCAUACACUCCACCAAACGGCUCCUAACUUACUAGAGAUUUUUACCUACCAAAAUUGAUACAUAUGUAAUAUUUCAAAACAACAAUGUAUGUUGGUAUGACAGUAAGAAACCCGCUUUCGUCUAUUUACAAAGCUAAACUUUGAAAACGUAAACGAUGUUUACGUUGUAAUAUUUACCAAAAUUUUGUUUUUUUUUUUACUUUUGCUGUAUAGGAGUCCCUAGUUUUCGUACAAAGUAUAUAUUUUUGAUCCAUACUUUAUAACUUAACCUGGAUUAGUAUAAUGACAACAUGGACCCUACAAUACCCAAUGGAAAAGAUUGCAAAUUGACAAGAGGCAAUUCGGCGAAAAUCCGCGCCCGUCCAUUAAGUAUCAUAUUUAUCAAGUACUUAUAUGUUCAUAUGAAAUAGAUACUUUACUUUAUGAUUCGUUUACCUUAAAUCACGUUAAGGAAUAUGUGACAUAGAUAUCACUCUACGAGGCUGAUAUUUGUCGAUUGUCUCUUUCCAAAAACCGAUCCGCAUUCAUUUCUUGAUAUUUUUGACAUAACAACCCGAAUUUUUUUUACCGUACAGUCGGCCACAUAAAAAUCUACUUUAUACAUAUUACUUAAAGUAGACGUAUCGAAAGUGGUACUUAUCCUUUUUAUGUGGCCGACUGUACUUACAUAAUAAUGUCUAAUCGUGUUGGACUUCGAUCUUCUUAUUACUGUUUAUUUAGAUGUUUCUUUAAAGUUUUCGCGUUUCGUUACAGAAAUGUAUUUUUAGACGAUCUAAUUAUAUUUCGACAUUUUUAUUUUAAAUUUAUAUUAAAUAGGUUAGAAAUGGAUUGUCACCGUGUAUCGAGAUGGCAUUAGGUUUCGUUAUGUUUGUGUAAAUUAUGAUUAUAAUAAUAUGAAAUAAAAGUUAUUAAAAAUCGUA